AUCGGCUUCUUUAAACUCAACCACCACCAUCUUUUUCUCCUCACUCUCUGAAAACACAAAAAUGGGCCGUGCUCUGUUCUCCCAAGCCUACGCUGCACCAGUCAUCCACGAAGACAAUGCUUAUGCCGCCGAAAAUCCCCUAGAGAAAGCCGGAUACGAUAGAUGGAGCAUCACCAACCCCUUCGACCCAGAUUCAGACGAAUUCUUUUCAAAUGCACAGACAGAGCGCUUUCUGGAACCAGAUGAAUUGACAGAACAACAGGUCCUAAUUUCCUCGUCUGUUCCGCCCUCCGAUACCGAUCCAGAUUUACUACCUCCCAAUGCUGGCUCACCAGUCACGAACUGGGUUGCUGUCGGUCCCAAUAUGUGGGCCAGGACUGUGAGAAGAACUAAUUCUCUCCCUUCGCCACCACCAGUACCUUCUCAGAUGGACCUGUUGGAAUCAGCGAGUUCAUCAGGGACCACCACUCCUAGGUCGGCUUCACCCCAGACCCCUGAUCCAGUCUAUUCGCCAACUCUUCCGGGGUUUGUCCCGACAGAAGAACUUUUGGCAAGGUUGCCACCACCUGCCACCACCACCACAAUUACUGCAGCUACCCCAUCGCUCACAGGUACCUCUCCACGUCGAAGACGUCCAACCAAUCCUCAAGGAGAAUCGCUUUCUCCUCCACUCAGCGUAUCCCCGAGGUUAUACACUUGGUCGCGAAGUCGUCCAGAGGAAGAUGAGCUGCAGUCAACCACCUUACGUCGUAUUCGACCGCGUAUUGAUUCAGGUUCCACUUCCGCCACCCCCUCCAUGCGUUCCGUUCGUCGAUCUCGCACUCGAUCGCUGGGUCCAGUCCACCAACAUCCCGAGUCACUGAUGCCGGGUGCUGGGUCGUGGCACGAACGGUCUUCAUACCAACGUCUUUCUUCGGUGAACGCCGACACUGGUCAUUCCUCAACGAACCGAGACGAGAGUGGUGGUAGUGCCAACAGCCGCAUCUCUCGUCUUCUGUCAGGGAUAGAGGAUGAUAAUGCAGUGGCUUUGGUACGAAGGCUAUUGGAACGGAGUGACCGCACAAGGGAAUAUGCGAGGGAUAGGGUAGGCGAUUUGGAUAACCACAUUGAAAGACUGGCCAGAGAGAGAGAAAGGAUCUUGUCUGCUCAUUUGCAGGAUAUGGUAGCCCGAGAGGACUUGCUGAGAAGGAGUGCGGAUACAGCACUCGAGGAGGAGACAGAGCCGUUCAUUCCUGAACCAGACGGCCUUCGCUUCGUAGCUCUGUAAUGUCCGGCGUCGGGAUGUGCAGCUAAAAUGGUUCGGCAUUGAACCUCAUUCUUGUUGGAAAACUAGACACUCCUUUUUGAUUUAUUACUUUUUUAUUUCUUUGUCGUCAAACAUGCGAGACCUUCUCUCCCUUCUUAAUGGAUCCACACAAAAAUAUCCCGCACCCUCUUAUGCAUACCCUCGUCAUCGGUUACAACGGCAUAUACUUUCAUUUUAUGCUACCAUAUCUGUUUUUCGUUACGGAUCAGUUGUAUUAGGUAUGGUGUAUCAAUAGAUUUUUUUUCAGAGCGUGUUGCUGCCUUGGCA
Molecule: messenger RNA, 1573 nt
Organism: Marasmius oreades (fairy-ring Marasmius)
Lineage: Eukaryota; Fungi; Basidiomycota; Agaricomycetes; Agaricales; Marasmiaceae
Exons: 1
Coding region: 62-1267 (401 amino acids)
Source: RefSeq, a predicted model, not a curated record